Cyprinodon tularosa is the source of this 2778-nucleotide messenger RNA. RefSeq names its product serine/threonine-protein kinase 38. The transcript is spliced from 14 exons. Gene Ontology annotation, biological process: peptidyl-serine phosphorylation; intracellular signal transduction. Gene Ontology annotation, molecular function: protein serine/threonine kinase activity; ATP binding. The coding region runs from base 211 to 1623 and encodes 470 amino acids. NCBI's taxonomy places the organism in Eukaryota, Metazoa, Chordata, Actinopteri, Cyprinodontiformes, Cyprinodontidae. The record is from RefSeq and is a predicted model, not a curated record.
GUUGCAGACUGGAACUUUAAAAGCUAACUAGCUAGCUAAAGUGAUGUUAGCAGGUAAAUAGGGUAAUUUGUGAACCUGGAAGUUGGUGAAGAGACCAAUUUAUGAUCGAGGAGUAGGUUAAAAGGUGCCGAAUGACGUCAAAUGGUGGUUUGAACUGAUACCUAAAAUCCAGGAUAACCAACUAACUUGCUAAGUGAUUUUUGGCAAAGUAUGGCAAUGACCGGGCCGAGCUCGUGUGCCUCUAUGAGUAACCACACCAAGGAACGGGUCACCAUGGCUAAAGUGACCUUGGAGAACUUCUACAGUAAUCUGAUCGCUCAGCAUGAGGAGCGAGAGAUGAGACAGCAAAAGUUGGAGAAGGUGAUGGAUCAGGAGGGUCUGGCUGAUGAAGAGAAACGUAUCCGGCGUUCUGAGCAUGCACGGAAGGAAACAGAGUUUCUGCGUUUAAAACGCACACGGCUGGGCCUGGAGGACUUUGAGUCCUUGAAGGUGAUUGGCCGAGGAGCCUUUGGAGAGGUUCGCUUGGUUCAGAAAAAAGACACCGGACAUGUCUAUGCCAUGAAAAUCCUCCGUAAAGCUGACAUGUUGGAGAAAGAGCAGGUGGGUCAUAUCCGAGCUGAGCGUGACAUCCUGGUGGAAGCAGACAGUCUGUGGGUGGUCAAAAUGUUCUACAGCUUCCAGGAUAAGAUGAACCUCUACCUCAUCAUGGAGUUUCUCCCCGGAGGAGACAUGAUGACUCUACUGAUGAAGAUGGACACACUGUCCGAAGAGGCCACUCAGUUCUACAUCGCAGAGACGGUGCUGGCCAUCGACUCCAUCCACCAGCUGGGCUUCAUCCACAGAGAUAUUAAACCUGACAACCUGCUGCUGGACGCCAGAGGUCACGUGAAGCUCUCUGACUUCGGCCUGUGCACAGGACUAAAGAAGGCCCACCGCACAGACUUCUACAAGAACUUGAACCACAGCCUGCCCAGUGACCUCAGUAAGCAAACCUUUCAGAAUAUGAACUCUAAGAGGAAAGCAGAAACCUGGAAGAGGAACAGGAGGCAGCUGGCCUUUUCCACAGUGGGAACCCCAGACUACAUCGCUCCAGAAGUCUUCAUGCAGAACGGCUACAACAAACUGUGUGACUGGUGGAGCCUUGGUGUGAUAAUGUAUGAGAUGCUGAUAGGUUACCCUCCGUUCUGCUCGGAGACGCCUCAAGAGACCUACAGGAAGGUGAUGAACUGGAGAGAGACACUCACCUUCCCUCCAGAAGUGCCAAUAUCAGAGAAGGCUAAAGACCUCAUCCUCAGGUUCUGCUGUGAGGAGGAGCACAGGAUUGGAGCUGCGAGUGUGGAGGAGAUAAAGUCCAACCCUUUCUUUGAGGGCGUGGACUACGACCAUAUCAGGGAAAGACCCGCCGCCAUUCCCAUCAAUAUCAAAAGCAUUGAUGACACAUCCAACUUCGAUGAGUUCCCCGACUCUGAUAUCCUCACUCCAACAACCACCCAAGUGUCCAAUCACACCGAGACGGAUCUGAAGAACAAGGACUGGGUCUUCAUCAACUACACCUACAAACGUUUUGAGGGUUUGACGGCCCGAGGAGCCAUCCCGUCCUACAUGAAAUCAGGAAAAAGAUGAGCUCCUUGUGACUGUCCCAUAGCGACGCCCAGAUGAGGCGUCCGAGCUGCUGCUGUGUCCAAACAGACGUCCGCUCGGUUAUCAGAGCGGAUCCACAGCGCAGCUCUUCCUCAUCGUCGCUGUCCAUAGGAACCUUCCUCCAAACUCGCUGCCUUCACUUUGUUUAAAGCUUCUGAGGGUACCUCUUCACUUUCUGACAGCACAGACUGAACUGGGAUCAGCAGGUUUUCUUAGUUUUGCACCAUCGGAUGGUAUCGUUUGUCUCCAGAUAACCAGCAUCAUUUACAUUCCCUCUCUGUACCAGCGUCAUUCUGUUGGAUCUACCAAGGGCUCUUCUUGUGGCCCAGAGCGUUCUCUGCUUCACGCGUUCUGGGGACUUUAUCAGCUCAAAUAAUUGCAUUUUCACUUGGAGUGAACCAGCUGCUCUUCAGGGAUUCGGACUCCUACAUCAUCUCACCAAAGACUCAAUGACAUCUCUGCCUGAUCUUCCUCUUGGAACUUUUUCUAACUCCAAGUUCGUAUUUUUUCUAGAGCCCAGAUUUGCACGAUUUCCUCUUUAACAGAUGAUUAUGCAUUUUGUGGAACAAGUCUUGUUACAUUUUGUGAUGAAGCAUGUGACCUUCAGCACCAGAGGCGAUGGGGAUGAAACUUCUGCACUCUUCCAGCCUGUCGGAUCCGGUUUAGGUUCAAGUGUUUGGAGUUCAUGAUGUUCCAGAAUCAAUUUUCAAAGACGACCUUUUAACAAUUUGGUGGAUUUCACACAUAGUUUAAAUCAGGCAGCAGUUAAAAUCUUCAGGAAGUUGAAGGCGCUGCUAUAAAUAUAAGAACGUCUUUAAAUUGCUUUUAUUUUUUAUGUUGUAGUCCGAGUGAGAUAAAGUUUGCAAAUCAAAACAGAAAUUUGAAAAAUAUUCCAAGAAUAUUUCUUAAAUUCUUAAAUUUCUUUAUCAAAGACAACAGAUCCCAGAGCAGCUUGUAGAGAACUGAAUUAGUUUAGGAGAUUAAACGGCUUAGAAAGCCGCAGUACGCGUAGGAAACCUUCCAGCUGAUGCUUUUCAGACGAAGAACUAAUAAAACCUGCAUAAGGCUCAGAUGUGAACCUCUGAACUCACUGGGAGGAUUUGUAAGAAUGGUUUCAGUUUGAUCAGUUCAGAAAUG